AUUUAGGGAACAUGCAAAAGCAGAAGAGGAAGUCAGAGUAACAGAGAAGAGCAGGAUGAUACAAGAAUUAGGUAGAGUUCGGGAAAACCAUUUACUUUCACCCUCUUACUGUGUAAAUGAGAAAAAAUGACCCUAGAAGUAAAGUGACUUUUCAGUGCUACAUAGGAUUUGUUCUGUUGCAGUUGAAUUAAGAGAAGUGAAUAGGAUGGAUGCUGCUGACAAGUAGAGAAGCUGGAAGCCAGAGCUGGAGAGGAAACAAGACGCUGAGUAGGAAGCUCAGGGUUUCGGGUUUUGCAUGUUUUCUUUGUUUGUGGACAGUGGCUAAAGGUGAGCUUUGUCUGUUGGAGAGAGAAGGAAGUCAGUAUAGAGAUAGCGUAGGGUAGGUUUGUGGAGAACAAAGAUCAAAGAUCAGCUUUUCUGAAAGAAAGAAAGAACACCUGCAAAUGAAAUGCUGUUUCUGCAACUUCUGUCGGUAGCUGUUCUCCUCCCAGGUGGUGACAAUGAAGAAGUGAAGCCUGAAGCUAGGCUGUCCAGUGGCACCAGUCUUGGUCCUGGCCGUAUGCUGCUGGUUUGUCAUGUCUUUGGCUUCUACCCGAAGCCCGUGUGGGUGAUGUGGAUGCGGGGCGAGCAAGAGCAGCCAGGCACUCAGCAAGGUGAUGUCCUGCCCAACGCUGAUGGCACCUGGUAUCUUCAGGUGUUCUUGAAUGUGACAGCUAUGGAGGCAUCUGGCCUGUCUUGCCGGGUGAGACACAGCAGUCUAGGUGACCNNNGUGUACCCAAAUACACAGACCAUGACAACUCCACGGCCUGGAUCAUCUUGGCAGUGAUCUUGCCCCUGGUGCUUCUCAUUGUCUUUAUAUUUUGGUUUAGGAAUCGCAGAGCUGGUGAGUUCUUUGUAUCCAUCUUUCUUGCCCCUGCCCCAAGUUGUUUCUCUGUCCUCAGUUCUUCUUCUCCUCCCAGUGCCCUUCUCUCUUUUCUCUCACUUCUCACCUCCACCUAUGUAGAAUGACUUCUAUCUCUGUUCUUAUACAGUUAAUAUGAGGAGCUACUCUUCUAUUUUUGGAACAAGAAGCCAGCAUCUCAGGAGCUCAGGAUAGACCUAAACACAGCAUGGUGAUGACAUCCUUUCAACUCUGCUUGUAAAACUUUUUGCUUGUUUAUUUCUGCUUAAUGAUCCGUUAUCAAUAUAAGAUAAAUGUAAUUUUACAGGAUUUGUUAUUCUGGCCUGGGUUCUUGGGCUUUACAAUUUCAGUUUUAAUGGAAUAAAAUGGCGUCCUAGAUAUCUCCAUAAAGUCUGAUAUUAAUCGAUUAUCAGGCCUAUUUCAGACGUCACCUCUUUGAGAGGCCUCCCCUGACUGGCUCAUGGGAAGCAGGCUCUCCAUCCUCGGACUCCUAUUGGACUUUGAUUGUACUUUGCUAAAUGUAUUCUUCACUUCCAAUGCUUUGUUACAGUUAUGAGUCCCUUUUCCACAUCUAAUUUUUAACCUUUUUGAGAGCAAAGUCGAUGUCUUCUUAAUAUAUGUUUCUCUACUUAAUAUAUGUCAUACCUGCAUAUAAUAUGUUCUCAGUAAAACUCUAUCUUGAAUUUAAGCCAAAUUUGUAGUAUUAUUCUUUUCCUUUCUGAUAUUUUUGUCAGAGUUGAGACAUUUGAUGCUUUUCUUGUUAAAAUUCUUUUCACUUGGCCAAGAGACUUCACACUUACCUAGUUUCCUGGUUUCUUCUCCGAGCCCCUGAAUG
This is a messenger RNA of Trichechus manatus latirostris (Florida manatee), 1737 nucleotides long. Its product is annotated as T-cell surface glycoprotein CD1a-like. Gene Ontology annotation, biological process: antigen processing and presentation, endogenous lipid antigen via MHC class Ib; antigen processing and presentation, exogenous lipid antigen via MHC class Ib; immune response. Bases 449 to 1009 code for a protein of 186 amino acids. The record is from RefSeq and is a predicted model, not a curated record. NCBI's taxonomy places the organism in Eukaryota, Metazoa, Chordata, Mammalia, Sirenia, Trichechidae. Gene Ontology annotation, cellular component: external side of plasma membrane. The transcript is spliced from 3 exons. Gene Ontology annotation, molecular function: lipopeptide binding; exogenous lipid antigen binding; endogenous lipid antigen binding.